Staurois parvus is the source of this 396-nucleotide messenger RNA. Lineage: Eukaryota; Metazoa; Chordata; Amphibia; Anura; Ranidae. The record is from the annotation of a GenBank genome assembly.
ACUCCUUUGGCCAGUCACGGGGCCAAAACCAGUGUUUGGAGCCACAGUGUGGCGGUGGAGGCAGCAGCAAUGGGAGGCCAUACAGCAACCUAUGACAAAAUGGAAACCAGCAGGAGCGUGAGGAGACCUGAAAGUGGCACAUGGCAGAGUGGGAGCAAUGGGAGGCGGUACAGGGACCCAGGUCACACUGUGGGCCCAGCAGCAGCGUGACCAGGCGGUACGGGGGCCCAUGGCCGAUAUGGGGCUUGGUGGCACCUAUGGAAGGCCUGUAAUCUGCCAGCAACCUAUGACAAAAUGGACAACCGCAGGAGUGUGAGGAGAUUUCAAAGUGGCACAUGGCAGAGUGGAAGCAAUGGGAGGCCGUACAGGGACCCAGGUCACACUGUGGGACCAGCA